AUGGUUGGUCUUAAAAGUGAUUUUAUAAUCAUUGAUCCUGAUGAUCAAUUAUCAAUAGUUAAACGAAUUCUUAAAGAAGAAGUUAAAGAAACAAAUUUUUAUACUGAUAAACCGAAAGCUAUUAUAAAUUUUAUAAAUAAAUGUAAAGAUGAAGGUAAACGUUCAACGGAUAUAAUGAUUAAUCAUGAAAAUCGUUUUAAACAAUUAAUCUAUUCAAAAUAUGAAACAUACAUUCAACAAGAAAAUAAACUUGAUUUUGCUGAAUUAAUUCUUUUAACAAAAGAAUUACUUGAAAAAGAAAUUGAUUUGCAAGUACAUUAUUCAAAAAAAUUUCGUUUUAUACUUAUUGAUGAAUUUCAAGAUACAUCAACAUUACAAAUGGAUUGGUUAAAAUUAAUGAUUGAUAGAGAUCAUCAGAAUAAAACUGUACAAAAUUGCUUUAUGGCUGUGGGUGAUGAUGAUCAAAGUAUAUAUGCAUUUCGUGGUGCUCAAUGUGUUAAUAAUAUAGAUGAAUAUUUAAAAGCACUUUAUUUAAGUCGAGAAAAUCCAGAACAUAUUAUUAAAUUAGAACAAAACUAUCGAAGUACAAAUGUUGUGCUAGAAGCAGCAAAUUCAGUUAUUGAUCAUAAUCAAUCUCGUCUUGGUAAAAAUCUUUGGACAGAUAUAAAAAAUGGUGAACAAAUUGGUUUAUAUCAAGCAACUGAUACAAGUGAUGAAGCUGAACAUGUUGUAGAAUUAAUUAAAAAUUUUAUUAAACUUCAUCCAAAUAUUCCUUUAUCUCAAAUAGCUAUUCUUUAUCGAACAAAUGCUCAAUCACGUGAAUUUGAACAAGCAUUAAUGAAUAGUGGAAUAAAAUAUCGUAUUUAUGGUGGAAUUAAAUUUUAUCAACGAUCAGAAAUUAAAAGUGCAUUAGCAUAUUUACGUUUAAUUCAAAAUGAGAAUGAUAACGAUGCAUUUCGUCGUAUUAUAAAUUUUCCAGCACGUGCAAUUGGUAAGGCAACAUUAGAAAAAAUUGAAGCAGGUGCAAAACAAAAUCAAUGUUCAUUAUUUACAUAUAUUCAAACCGAUUCAAAUUUUUCGAAACAAAAAAAAAUUUAUGAUUUUAUUCAAUUAAUAAUUAAUUGUAAAAAAACUAUUGAAGAAACAAAUCCACCUAUGGAAUUAUAUGAACAAGCUUUGUAUAUAUUUGAACAAUCAGGUUUAAUGAAUUCAUAUAAAAAUAAAGAAGAAGUUGAACGUUUACAAAAUAUAAGUGAAUUAUGUAAUGCUAUGAAACAAUUUUCACAUUUAUAUCAUACAAAUGAUUUAACUCAAUAUUUAAGUGUUAUUGCACUAGAUACAACAAAUACUCAAGAUGGAAAAUUAGAUACAUCGGAUGAAAUAGAAAGAAUUCAAAUGAUGACAGUACAUGGUGCAAAAGGAUUAGAAUUUCAUUAUGUAUUUAUUGCUGGACUUGUUCAAGAUCUUUUUCCAUCAAAUUUUUUUGGAAAUUGUGAUAUUGAAGAAGAACGUCGUCUGAUGUAUGUUGCAAUAACUCGAGCAAAACGAUAUUUACAUAUGUCAUAUUCAGAAAUACGUUCAAAUUAUGGUCAACAAGAAAGAUGUAAACGAUCACAAUUUAUAUCAGAAAUUCCUCCUAAACUUGUGCAUGUUCAUAAUGAAAAUGAUGAAAUAUAUCAACCACCAAAAAAACGAAUGAAUGUUGUUCAAACAAUCAAAUUACCAAGCCAAAUUGGAUUUCUUACUGGAAAAAAUUUAUUAAACGUUGCUCAAUGGAAUAAGAAAAAAUAA
Messenger RNA from Adineta steineri, 1791 nucleotides. The record is from the annotation of a GenBank genome assembly. NCBI's taxonomy places the organism in Eukaryota, Metazoa, Rotifera, Eurotatoria, Adinetida, Adinetidae.